This is a messenger RNA of Parnassius apollo (apollo), 531 nucleotides long. NCBI's taxonomy places the organism in Eukaryota, Metazoa, Arthropoda, Insecta, Lepidoptera, Papilionidae. The record is from the annotation of a GenBank genome assembly.
AUGCUUGUGAAUCAAGACAAGAGAAAUCAAGUGGACAAAGUCACCGAGCUAUCCAUCGACGCUUUUGAAGUGACUACAAAUAACAAGUGCACAUCAUCAGCAGCCAACAAGCCUACCAUGACGAUAUUCUCCUAUACGCAAAAAAAUUAUGACCAGCACAAGCUUUUGCACCGGGUACUGCAGCAUCAGAAUCAGUACGGCAUCAUAUUCAACAUAGAAAAGUGUGAAAUUGGAAAAACAGCCAUUAACUACCAGGGCUACGAAGUAUCGGAGGAUGGCAUUAAGACCCAAGAUCGCAGCAAGGCAAUCGCUUUGUACCUUAAACUGAAGACCGUUAUCGAGCUGCGACGACUUCUCGGCGUGAUAAACUUCUACCAAGACUACCUGCUUUGUCAAACUACCCGGCAAAUUGAAUUAAACAUGCACCUACAUAACAAAAAAAGAAAUAACAAGACACUCAUUAAGUGGACACUACAAACAGAGGAUGCCUUCAAAAUGCCAUCAAAGCAUCUCGUCUCGACAGCCCACUAG